Molecule: messenger RNA, 913 nt
Organism: Plodia interpunctella (Indianmeal moth)
Lineage: Eukaryota; Metazoa; Arthropoda; Insecta; Lepidoptera; Pyralidae
Gene: rdgBbeta
Product: rdgBbeta
Exons: 7
Coding region: 146-913 (255 amino acids)
Biological process (GO): phospholipid transport
Cellular component (GO): cytoplasm
Molecular function (GO): phosphatidylinositol binding; phosphatidylinositol transfer activity
Source: RefSeq, a predicted model, not a curated record
AUUGACAAAACCAAUGAGAUUUUUACUGAUCCUGUACUUUAAUCUUGUUCUUGGAUCUGGAAUUCUGGUUUGAAGAAAUAAGUUUUUUAAAUAGUUUUUCAGAUUUUCCAUUCCUCUAGAAGAAAAAUAAGCUACCUAAGUAAAUAUGGUACUGUCUAAAGAAUAUAGAAUAUGUAUGCCUAUGGAGGUUAAAGAGUAUCAAAUAGGCCAAUUGUACAUGAUAGCACGUCAUAGUUUUGAGCAAUCCAGUAAUGGAGAGGGUGUGGAAGUGGUAGCCAAUGAAGAAGUCAAUGAUGAUAAAAAUGGUACUGGUCAAUUUACUGAAAAAAGGAUUCAUUUGUCCAGUCAUUUGCCCUACUGGUUACAGUCACUCAUUCCAAAAAUAUUUUAUGUGACUGAGAAAGCAUGGAAUUAUUAUCCUUAUACCAUAACAGAAUACACAUGUUCUUUCAUACCGAAGUUUUCUAUUUCCAUUCAAACAAGAUAUGAGGAUAAUAAUGGAACUAAUGACAAUUGUUUGGGGCUAAGUCCUGAAGAGUUGGAGCAAAGAGAAGUGGACUUUCUGGACAUAGCUUAUGAUGAAAUAAAACCACACCAUUAUAAGGAAGCUGAAGACCCUAAAUUCUUUAAGUCAGAGAAGACUGGGCGUGGACCGUUGGUUGAAGGAUGGAGAGAUACUCAGAAACCUAUAAUGUGCUGCUACAAAUUGGUCAAUGUCAAGUUUGAGGUGUGGGGUUUGCAGACCAAAGUUGAAGAAUAUGUUCAAGGUGCAAUUAGGGAAAUUCUAUUACUUGGGCAUCGACAAGCAUUCGCUUGGAUGGACGACUGGUACAAUAUGACUAUCGAGGAUGUCCGGCAGUAUGAACGCGAAAUGCAAGAGAAAACUAAUAUUAAGGUAAACCAUUCAUCAUAA